AUCAUUUCUAGCUCUGGACUUAAAGUGAGAGACGUGCAAGUCUUCCUUUCAUUUGAGUUCUUUGAAGCCACUGUGGUUACUAAUUAGCACCGCCGGUGGGUGUCACCCUCCUCCCUCCUCUAUCGAGUUCACCCACACCGGGGCGUGGGGAACCGCGCUUCCCGCACCCCACAUGUCCUGUGCGCCUGGGGCUCUCCCACAGGGGGCUUUCGUGAGCCAGGCAGCAAGGGCCAUCCCGCUGCUCCAACCCAGCCAGGCUGCGCAGGCAGAAGGACUCUCCCAACCAGCCCGGGCAUGCGGGGCUUUGUGUUCGCUGCCCUGGCUCCUCCGGAACUGGGGCUCUCCCAUCCUCAGACUCCCUGGUAGUCUCCGCACCCCAACAAAUCACAGGAAGACCAGAACCCGCAGCGCGACGUCCUUCUGGGCGCGUGCUCAGUGGGACAGCUUGGGCCCCCUCAAGCUGAGUCACAGGGGCAAGGUGUGCUUGCGCCACCCACGUCCCACCGGAGUCCGUGGUGGGGCUGGAGCCCCAGGUCGCCAGGGCGGCGUGGGAACCCGAAGACGGGACACCUCCACCUCCGGAGCUCGCGACCCUGGAGGCCUCCGCAUCAAGCACAGAUCCGGCGCCACUGGGGGAGCUGAAGGACGUGGAAGAGCACGCUUUGCUGGAACCACUCUUCAGCCAGGAAGAACACUGGGCUCUUCUGGAGGAGCAGGUUGGAGCGGGGUUGGGGAGGGGUGGGGGCAGGGCGGCGGCCUCUCUUUUGCGGUGAACCUCAGGCUUGGUAUGGAGAGGCGUGUCUUCCCUUCCAGCUGACCUGCCUAGGAUCCCUGAGUUCCAGGUCCAGCGAGAGACUCCACACAGAGGAGGGCUGUCAAGAAUGACAAGAAAGAAUUCCUGAGCAUCCCGGGGAUCCCAGGGCCGGUCCAGGUACCUGGAGAUGACAUAUCCCCACGUUGAGCCCUGCAACAGAGCUCGAGGCGGAUAGUCCCAACUACACGGGAGUCACACUGUGGCCAACUGAAGCGUGAUUCUGGAUUCCACGUUCUUUGCCCUCUGCAAAGGUGCCUGUUGCUCAAGUUUCUGCCCCCUGAAAGCGUGACCAUGUUGACUGUUUGUUUCUCGAGCUCUGUGGGGCCCCGGAAACUUCCAGGAAUGCGUGGAAGACCACCAUCAUGUCGGUGCUCUCCUUUCCAGUUUUCAAACAGGCUAUAUUGGAGACUCCCCAUUUUGCAGGAAACAAGAAUCCAUCGUCAGGCCGUGAUUUACGGGAUGUUUCUUUUCUGUGUGGUUUCGCUCUCGUUGUCUACGUGAAAAUGAACAAGAUCCACACACCUGCGUGUGUGAGACUAUCACGGCAACUGUGACACCCACGUGCUGGCAAUAGAGUUGACAGCCUGAUCCCGGGACAAAGGUACUGAUGGACAUCCAGACACUGCCCACCACAAUCACUGGCAAACCCACUCCCAAACACACAGACGCACAGGGGCGCACACGCGGGAACACAAGCACCCACACAGACACACAAAGACACAGACAACUUGAAGGAGAGCAAGGGACAGAGGGAUGGAGAGAUAGAAACAGAAGAAGAGAGAGAAACAGCCAUCGAGAGAGAGACAGAGAGGAACUGGGGAGAUUGAGAGAGAGAGAGAGAGAGCAAGGUGGAAAGGGAAGUAGAGAAAGGGAAAGGGUGAGGGAGCUACAGAGGGAGAGCAACAGAGCCUUGGAGAGGGAGGCUGUAUCUGGUAGACAGGGUCCCCUUUGGCCAGGGUAGGGUGGAGGGUGACUGGGCCGGGCUGGAACAGGGGGACAGGGCGGCCCCUGCGGGAAAAUCAAUGGAGCCCUGAGACGUGUUUUUACUUGGAUUGGUUGGUGGCCUUGGGGGUGAGUUUCGUAGGGUCAUUCCUUUGUUGGCUCCUCCCUGUCCUCUUGGUGCUGUGGGCCCUGAAAGUUGUAGAGUGCGCCUGUUCACUGUGGAAGGAGCAGUGGCGCUGAGCGUGCCCACGGGCCGCGGCUUGGGUCUCUCUCGUUUUCCGGGUUGUAUGGCCGUAGACAAUGGCAGUGGCGCCUGGCUGGCCCAAGAGCCCGGUCCAGCUACGCCCGCCUGACUCCAGGCGUCACCACCAACCCGGGGCCGCGAGGCUGGGAUCAGGCACCCCGGAGCCGCUUGCCCGUGGCCGGGCUGCUCUCCCCCUCUACGUCCAAGCACCACCAGUCGCCGCGCUGCGCUGUCUGCCCACCUCCCAGAGCGUCCCGCUGUCGCUGGCGGCCAGACCACGCGUGAGACCGACGCGGCGCCAGAGGCCACCAUCCCCUGCCAGGGCUCUGGACUCUCCAUGCGGCCACCCUCUCGCUGACACUCCAGGCCUUCCCCAGGCUCUUGAGCUCCAGAGCUUCCAACACCUGGGGCCCGCUCAGGACGGGGGUGUGCUCCGAGGCGUCAGGGCCCAGGGCCCAGGGUCCUGGGGUACCCUCCGAUCCUCCGCCUUGCCCCGGAAAAAUUAUUUUGGAUUCCUGGCCACCCCUCCUGCAAGGCCCCCUGUUGCCCUACACACCCAGAGCCGCCAGGGCUGCCCAGGGGCUAACAGCCGGCCCAGCCCCGCGGGCCCUUUUUCUCACAACGCCCACACCAUCGUCGCUUGUUCCGACGAGGACCCGCCGUGGCCAAUGGGGCAGGAAGGCUCUGCUUUGCCCCGUGCUAGCACUAGAGCCCCGGCAGCCUCAUCGCGGGAAAGAGGGGCUGACGGACACCCAGACACACCCCACCACUACUACGAGCAAACCCACCCUGACACACACACGGAUACACACGGGUGCACGCGCGCAGACACACACACACGGACACACACACACCACGUCCGGGCACACACACACGGACACACACACACCACACCCGGGCACACACACAUGGACACACAAAGACACAGACACAGAGAGCUUGAAGGGAGACCACCCCUCAUAUUGUCUUAUGCCCAAUUUCUGCCUCCAAAGAAAGAAGUAAAAUCUAAAAGGCAGAAAUGAAAUCCACAGGCAGACAGCCGUGCGCCACACCCUGGACCUGGUAGUUAAAGAUCGACCCCUGACCUACUCGAUUAUGUUAUCUAUAGAUUACAGACAUUGUAUAGAAAAGCACUGUGAAAAUCCCUGUCCUGUUUUGUUCUGAUCUAAUUACCGGUGCGUGCAGACCCCAGUCACAUACCCUCUGCUUCCUCAAUCCAUCACGACCCCCUCACACGGACCCCUUAGAGUUGCAAGCCCUUAAGAGGGACAGGAAUUGCUUACUCAGAGAGCUAGGUUUUUGGAGACGUGAGUCUGCCGAUGCUCCCAGCUGAAUAAAGCCCUCCCUUCUACAACUCGGUGUCUGAGGGGUUUUGU
Messenger RNA from Gorilla gorilla gorilla (western lowland gorilla), 3376 nucleotides. RefSeq lists its product as uncharacterized. Bases 2057 to 3022 code for a protein of 321 amino acids. The transcript has 3 exons. NCBI's taxonomy places the organism in Eukaryota, Metazoa, Chordata, Mammalia, Primates, Hominidae. The record is from RefSeq and is a predicted model, not a curated record.